AUGGUCGACGAAAUGAGUGCACCCCGGGCCGCCCUUCCUCAUGCCCACUACAUGGGUUUGAGCGGGACUGCUUUGCGAAUUGCCAUUGGUAUGACAGCAGGCCUCUGCUUCAUCUGCUUUGGCUAUGGCCAAGGAGAUAUCGGCUCACUCAUGGUUAUGCCAACCUUUCAGAAAUACUUUCCACAAAUCGCUGGUCUAUCGCUUCAGACAUGCAGGAUCGACGGCAUCACCAUUGGUAUCUGGAACUUGGGCAGCUUCGUUGGCGCCAUGAUAAUGGUAGUGAUUGGGGACAGGCUUGGUCGAAAACGCGCUAUCAUCGCUGGUCUAUGUAUCAUGAUUGUUGGCAAAAUUAUCCAGGUCUCGACGUUCAGCUUUGGUCAGCUUCUCGCCGGUAGAUUUAUCGCUGGAUUUGGAAACGGAUGGAUUGCUUCCACAGUCCCAGCAUGGCAGGCAGAGUGCCUCAAGACACACCGAAGAGGCACACUACUCAUGGUCUCCUUCGGGUCGUGUAUCACUGCCGGACUUGCCCUUGCCUACUGGAUUGGUUACGCAUUCUCGUGGACUGAACCCGGCACAGCAUCCUGGCGUGGCCCAAUCGGAAUUGGUAUUAUCCCUAUGGUUCUCGCACUUAUGCUCGCCGUAUGGAUGCCAGAGUCUCCACGCUACUUGAUCCUGACUGGACGCGAGCAAGAAGCCAAGAACGUACUCUCUGCGUUGAACGAGGUAUCGCCAGAGGAUGAGAACAUCCAUCGCGAGUUCCUCAUGAUCAAGAACACAAUACUCUUCAUGACGUCCGCCAGUAUCAAGGACGCUUUCAGGCAAGGCAAGAAUCGCCACCUUCAUCGGAUCAUCCUUGCUGUCGUGCUCCAGACUAUGGCGCAGUUCACUGGGGUAAACCUCUUCAUGCAAUACCUGGGAAGCAUGUUCAUGAACCAACUACACUACCCACCCAAGCUCGCCCUACUGCUGGCAGCUGCAUGUGCAACCGAGUUCUUCCUUGCCUCUCUGGUGGCCGUUGUCGGCAUUGAUCGCUUCUGGGGCCGCAGGACGUUGACAAUAUUCGGUGCUUCUGGGAUGUGUGUGUGCAUGAUUGUACUGGCUGGCAUGGCAUAUCUCAACACCCACAAGGCUCACCUGGCCAUGACGGCAUUCCUGUUCAUGUACAACACCUUCUUUUCCAUCGGAUGGCAAGGCAUGUCUUGGCUCUGGGCAGUGGAGCUCAUUCCGCUAAGUAUUCGCGGACCAUCGAACGCAUUGUCAACGGCAGCAAACUGGCUGUCAAACUUCAUCGUCGUACUGGUCACCCCGAUCCUGUUCACCACAACCAUGUACAGGACGUACAUUGUCUUCGCAGUCACGAAUUUCUGUAUAGUCCCAAUUGUCUUCUUCUUCUAUCCAGAGACAGGAUCGCGAAGCCUCGAAGAGGUCGAUCUCCUCUUCUCCCACGCCAGUCAAGGUGGCAAACGUAAUCCAUGGUUCGGCGUGGUCAAGACCGCCCAACAAGAACCCCUUUGGUACGACAAGAACGGCGACCCUUCAACGGAAGACACAUACACCAAUAAUUACGACGACGUCACCGAGAAAGGCCGCACGAACAGUUCGAGCGAGAAGUCCAAGGCGGAUCUGAUGAGACAUAGUGAUUCUGAUCGUUGGGCAAAGUAUACCAGAGAGCGCAGUAGCUCUGGCGGUACAGCUCCUGGAUCGGAGAGCACUAAGGAUGCAGCGACGACUUUCGAGGACAGUGCUGCUAUACCGCCGCCCAAUAUUGAUAGUGCUGGAAGAGGGCUAUACGGCGUCAAUCGCACCGGGCCUCUCACGCCAUCCGACGAUGGUGCUGCUUCACCACCACCGGCUAUAAGCCGUACGCGGGCAUGA
Molecule: messenger RNA, 1875 nt
Organism: Recurvomyces mirabilis
Lineage: Eukaryota; Fungi; Ascomycota; Dothideomycetes; Mycosphaerellales; Teratosphaeriaceae
Exons: 4
Coding region: 1-1875 (624 amino acids)
Biological process (GO): carbohydrate transport; transmembrane transport
Cellular component (GO): membrane
Molecular function (GO): carbohydrate:proton symporter activity
Source: RefSeq, a predicted model, not a curated record